Messenger RNA from Priapulus caudatus, 390 nucleotides. RefSeq names its product follistatin-related protein 5-like. The annotation marks the transcript as partial. The transcript is spliced from 2 exons. Gene Ontology annotation, molecular function: protein binding. Gene Ontology annotation, biological process: cell differentiation; multicellular organism development; regulation of BMP signaling pathway. Lineage: Eukaryota; Metazoa; Priapulida; Priapulimorpha; Priapulimorphida; Priapulidae. The record is from RefSeq and is a predicted model, not a curated record.
ACACGGACCCAUGCAGGGAGCGGCUGUGCGGCCGCUCUCAGCAGUGCGUCGUCAGGGACGCGGGUGCUGUCUGCGUGUGUAAGGACUUCUGUAAGCCGCGGGACAAGCCGACGUGUGGCAGUGAUGGCGUCGUCUACCGCAACCACUGCGAGCUCCACCGCGCCGCGUGCCGGCAGGACAAGGUCAUCAAGGUCAGACACCACAGCGAUUGCGUCGCAAAGAAAGUUGAGGAGGACGAGGCAGUGAGCAACCUGGUGGUGGAAGCGAACAUCAAGGAGGAGGUGGCGCCCCCACCGGUGUGCGACGAUGACACGUAUCCGGAUCUGAAGGUCAAGUUGCUUGAGCAUUACAAGGACAUGCUGCUGGACAAGAAGGAUAGAGAUGCUCAGG